Molecule: messenger RNA, 1996 nt
Organism: Dendronephthya gigantea
Lineage: Eukaryota; Metazoa; Cnidaria; Anthozoa; Malacalcyonacea; Nephtheidae
Product: transcription factor SPT20 homolog
Exons: 5
Source: RefSeq, a predicted model, not a curated record
GCCUAGUCCACGACAGAGUGACAGGUCGAUGGUCCAAAACAGUGAAGAAAAUGGAGAUGAAUUCUUUUAUUUUUUGCACUUUUUAGCAGAUCGAUCUCGACAUAUCAAAUAACUGAACCGUGCUUUAUUCUGCCAGUGAUAACUCUUUACAAUGGCAGAUAAACAAGCUAGUGUGGAGGCUAGCUUCUUGCAAUCCAAACUUGGUGAUUUAGACAUUGAGACACUUCAAAAACUUCUCCAAACAGCUAUUGCUAAUAAAGCAAAAGAACCAGAACCUAGUGGAGUGGUCACCCCCACUCUGCCAAUUACCUCAACUGAUGUGAUCACCCCCUCUCCACCAAGUACCAUUUCAACUGAUGUGGUUGCCCCCAUUCUGCCAAGCACCACCUUAACUAAUGUGGUCACCCCCUUUCCACCAAGCACCACCUCAAUUGAUGUGGUCACCCCCACUCUGCCAAGUACCAGCUUAGCUGAUGAGGUUGUCUCCACUCCACCAAUCACCACCUCAACUGAUGUGGUCACCCCCACUCCACCAAUCACUACCUCAACUGAUGUGGUCACCCCUACUCUGCCAAGUACCAGUUUAGCUGAUGAGGUUGUCCCCACUCUACCAAGCACCACCUCAACUGAUGCAAACCAAACUGUAAAUAAUGGCAUGACAGAAAUGAACGACGAAAUUGAAAGCAACAAACCAAUAGUUGCUGGGAGCUCAGAAAUGCCAUUUAAUGGUGGUUAUGAUGGCAAUGAACAAGCUCAGAUUAUGGCAGAUGAGGAUUUUUCUCCUGGCAAAGAUUUCUCCCAAGAUACUCCACCCAAUGACCAGGAAAAAGGAAGCUACUUUGUACCAACUCAAGUAACUAAUGCAGAUCAGCAAGCCAUUGGAUUACCCAAUUCUCCAAACACUCCGACAGUCAAUCUUCAAGCAUUGAAAAUAUAUGAAGAUGAUGAUGCUGAAGAACUUACAAGCCAUGUAUCCGAGAAAAAAGCAAACUUUGCAUCAACUUCAAGCCAAAGUUCUACACUAGUAGACACUAACCAGUUCGCUGAUUUUGUUGACCAGGAUGGGCAGGGUAACUACCUUGAGAAAACUUUCCUGGAUGAUCAGCAAAAUGCACCAUUGAAUCAAGCAUCAACAAGUCAAGACCCCAAGAAUGUUCCAAGUCAGAUGUACAUCCAGCCCAAACAAACCCUAUUCAAUACCCAGUGGACUACACCUUCAAACACAAUUGGCAAGCUUGAUCAAAAACCAAUUCUUGUCUCAGCAGAACAACAAACUAUCCAACCCUCAACCAACCAGUUUAAUUUACCAUUAGAUCGACCACUAGCUGGUUUUGACCAAGAAUUCCAAACAGCUCCUAGUCCAAUGUCGAUUUCAUCCAGUAACUCUCUAGAAGAUGUUCCAUCCAAAGAUUUUCCAUCUGUGGUACCACCUUUGUUAAUACCAAUAUCCAAGGUUAGCCAGUACCUUCCUGAUGGGACAGCCAUUUUAAACACAGAAUCAAGGAUACCUCUUGCCUUGAAACCUGUCAUUGUAUUAAAAAAUGAAGUUGCUCUGAUGGUGUUUGAACGAGAUGAUGGUUUGUGCAAUGGAUGUGAAAAAGUUCUUGAACAACAGGACUUGCAAGACCUGAAGGAGAAGCAUACCUUGAAACUUCGGAGAAGUCUUGUGACUUAUUCAAAACAACAGCCCCCACAGCUGAGGCAGAAUAAUGAACCAGUCGAACCACUUCAUCAGCAAUCUGGUUCAUAUGUUAGUGAAGCAAAGCCUCGAGUACAGGGACAAAACAACUUGCAAGCAAGCCACGCCUUGUCGCAGCAACAACUAGCAAAUGAUUCAGGAAAUCUCCAAGGACAGCAACCCCAAAAGCAUGACCAACAAGCAUCACAGCAAUGGCAUCUGGCUGAUGAGACACUUCAUCAGCAGCAACAACAACAACAGAUGCAGCAACAACAACAACAACAGAUGCAACAACAACAACAACAACAACAGAUGCAG